AUGUGUAGGUAUUGGCUGGUGGAUAGACGGCAUUGCAAGCUGAAAUGGCAGAAUGCGGUGUUGGUAAUUCGGGAGAAAAUAAACAAUGCAAUCCAGGAUAUGCCAGAGAAUGAGGAGAUCAAACAGCUCCUGUCAGGAUCAUAUAUCCAUUAUUUCCAUUGCUUGAGAAUUAUAGAGAUUCUCAGAGGGACAGAAGCUUCUACAAAGAAUAUUUUUGGUGGUUACUCCUCUCAGCGAAUGAAGGACUGGCAGGAGAUAGUGUGUUUGUAUGAAAAAGACAACGUCUAUCUCGCUGAACUUUCCAGUUUACUCGUGCGAAAUGUAAAUUAUGAAAUUCCAUCUUUGAAGAAGCAGAUUAGUAAGUGCCAACAGCUGCAGCAGGAGUACAGCCGCAAGGAACUGGACUAUAUCAACAACGCAGCCACUUUACGGGAGAAGUUCUUCAUUUCCUGCAAGCAGUUUGGGAUAACGGUGUGUCAGCCUGUAUCUGUUCUCUUGACACGUUGUAUAAUUCCAGCAAAACAAUUAACCAGAUUUUAGGAGAAGAGAAUGUGUAGGUGUAAGUACAGAGAAUGCUGGAGAAACUCAGCAAAUCAGGCGGCAUCUGUGGAGAGAGAAACAAAAAUUAACAUUUAAAUUCCAUUAUGACUGUUAUUUAGAACUGGGUCUGUGUUCCUUUAUGAAGGAAGAUGUAGAUGCUCAGCCAUUUUGAAGUGUGUUAUAGUGCAUUCACUUUGAGCCUGGGUUGUGGCAUAGAUUUCUGGCUUUGCUUAACCUACUGUUAAUUUAGAAGAACGAAACUCUCUCACACAUGCUCUCCAAAGAAGCACUUUGAAAAGUCCUGACAUCAGGCAAAGCGUGGGAGAUAUGUCAGUCC
Rhincodon typus (whale shark) is the source of this 877-nucleotide messenger RNA. Its product is annotated as CDK5 regulatory subunit-associated protein 3-like. NCBI's taxonomy places the organism in Eukaryota, Metazoa, Chordata, Chondrichthyes, Orectolobiformes, Rhincodontidae. The transcript is spliced from 5 exons. Bases 1 to 540 code for a protein of 179 amino acids. Gene Ontology annotation, cellular component: endomembrane system. Gene Ontology annotation, biological process: regulation of mitotic cell cycle; regulation of cyclin-dependent protein serine/threonine kinase activity. The record is from RefSeq and is a predicted model, not a curated record.